CUAUAUCUUUAUCUCACAAAUUAAAAAUUAACACCAAAAUUACUAUAUUUAUAUUCAUCAAAAAUCAAAAUGCUCCAACUCACCACAUCUUCUUGCAACUCUAUUGAAUCAUAUCCUUUGAAAAUCUGCACAAACCCAAUUGAACCAUCUCAAUUACAUGCUAUAUCUAUCAAAACAUCAACUUUCAAUAACCCCAUUAUCUCAUCUCGCCUUAUAUCUCUUUACACGAACUCGAAAACCCACAAUCUUGAUCAUGCCCGGAAGGUGUUCGACGAAAUGUCUGACCCAACUUUGUUUUCCUGGAACACCCUUAUUAAGUGUUACGUCGAAAACCAACGUUCCCAAGAAUGUUUGAGUAUGUUUGCUGAGUUUUUUUCGCGGUCUGGGUUGAUCCCUGAUGCGUUUACUUUGCCUUGUGUGAUUAAAGCGUGUGGGAGAUUAGUGGGUGUGAAAGAAGGUGUGCAGAUUCAUGGGUUGGGAUUGAAGUUCGGGUUUGGGAAUGAGUUGUUUGUGCAGAGUAGUUUGGUUAGUAUGUAUUCAAAGUUUAAGGAUAUCGUGUCUGCAAGGAAGGUUUUUGAUGGGAUGAGUGAGAAAGAUUUGGUUUCGUGCAAUGCAUUGAUGGAUGGGUAUGUGAAGGUUGGUGAGAUUGGUUUGGCAAAAGAGUUGUUUGAUGAGAUGUCGGAAAGAGAUGCUGUUUCAUGGACUGUGAUGGUUGAUGGUCUGUCGAAAUGUGGGAAUGUUGAUGAUGCGAGAAUGGUUUUUAAUGAGAUGCCGAGUAGGAAUUUACCAUCUUGGAAUGCUAUGAUUAAUGGGUAUAUGAAGGCAGGUGAUUUUGUUUCUGCACUGAGAUUGUUUGAUCAGAUGGAGGAGAAAGAUAUAAUUACAUGGAAUUCGAUGAUAGCAGGGUAUGAAUUGAAUGGAAGGUUUUCAGAAGCUUUGAGGAUGUUUACCGAGCUGCUAAAUUUAGGAUAUGUGCCUACUCCAAGUACUUUUGUUAGUACAUUAUCCGCUAUUUCAUGGUUAGCUCUGCUUAGCAAGGGAAGGUGGGUUCAUUCUUAUAUGGUUAAAAAUGGACAUGAACUAGAUGGUGUGCUUGGUACUUCACUCAUUGACAUGUAUUGCAAGUGUGGGAGCAUUGAGAGUGCACUAACUGUUUUCAAAGUUAUACGCAAGAAAAAGUUGGGUCAUUGGACAGCUAUAAUAGUAGGAUUGGGAGUGCAUGGACAAGCUAAGCGUGCUCUUGAAUUAUUUCUUGAAAUGCUUAGAGUUAACAUCCGCCCUAACGCUAUAACUUUCAUAGGUGUGUUGAAUGCUUGCAAUCAUGCGGGUCUGGUUGAAGAUGGCAGAAGAUAUUUUGAUAUGAUGGUAAAUGAUUAUGGAAUACAACCCACAGUCGAGCAUUAUGGUUGUCUUGUAGAUAUUCUUUGUCGAGCGGGCCGUCUUGAAGAAGCAAAGAACGUGAUAGAAAAGAUGCCUAUGAAACCAAACAAGGUUAUCUGGAUGAGCUUGCUCAGUGGCUCAAGAAUCUAUAAAAAUAUGGAAAUUGGGGAAUAUGCUGCUCACCAUAUAAUAGAAAUCGAUCCAACAUAUAUUGAAAGUUAUGUGCUAUUGUCUAAUAUGUAUGCUGCCGCUGGUGAUUGGGAUCAAGUUUCACAUGUUAGAGAAAAAAUGAGAAAAACAGGUGUGAGAAAAGAUCCGGGAUGCAGUUUGAUAGAGUAUAAAGAUGAGGUUCAUGAGUUCAUUGUGGGUGAUCAAUCACAUCCCCAGACUAAUGAGAUAUACCUUAAGUUGAGAGAGAUGAAGGAACGACUGAAAUCUGCAGGGCAUGUACCCGAUAAAUCCCAGGUUUUGCUGCAUAUCGAAGGUGAUGAUCAAAAGGAAACUGAAUUGGAAAGCCAUAGCGAGAGGCUAGCUAUUGCUUUUGGGUUAAUUAAUCUGAAACCUGGAAUCCCAAUCCGGGUAGUGAAGAAUCUUCGUGUCUGCAAUGACUGUCACUCAGUUACGAAACUUUUAUCAAAGCUUUACAAUCGUGAAAUUGUUGUUAGAGACAACAGCCGCUAUCACCAUUUUAAAGAUGGAUCAUGUUCUUGCCUGGAUUAUUGGUGAUGCUGUGAACCAUUAUUAAUGGUGGCAAGAUGGCCAGGGUAAUGUCCAAAACCUUCCUUUCAUUUCUGAAAGCUGUAUCAUGUAAUGUUCCGAGAACAAAGUAGUAAACUUCAAUAUGGAUAUGCUGUCACCGGUAUGGUAAAGGUAAUGCCCGAAACCUAAACCUAAAUCAGUAGCCUAUUAGACUAUUACCAGGUACGUCAUUUAUGAGGCACCACUUUAUAUGUUGCUUUUAUCAUGUUAAUCAUGUAAAUUCUUAGUUUCA
Molecule: messenger RNA, 2371 nt
Organism: Erigeron canadensis
Lineage: Eukaryota; Viridiplantae; Streptophyta; Magnoliopsida; Asterales; Asteraceae
Product: pentatricopeptide repeat-containing protein At5g48910-like
Exons: 2
Coding region: 70-2106 (678 amino acids)
Biological process (GO): RNA modification
Molecular function (GO): RNA binding; protein binding; zinc ion binding
Source: RefSeq, a predicted model, not a curated record